Saccostrea cuccullata (small rock oyster) is the source of this 1042-nucleotide messenger RNA. RefSeq lists its product as uncharacterized. Lineage: Eukaryota; Metazoa; Mollusca; Bivalvia; Ostreida; Ostreidae. The transcript has 5 exons. The record is from RefSeq and is a predicted model, not a curated record. The coding region runs from base 104 to 709 and encodes 201 amino acids.
AAGGAAAUAAAAAGCAAUUUUGUUUCUAAUUGUUCAUAAAUACGACAAGGUCUGGAUUCCAUAUCGAAGAAGAACACUCUUAUAGAUUUUUUGUCGGACAAGGAUGGCCCGAAACAAGGCGCUUAUUGCCGAUCUAUUCUCGUCUGCAUUAGGUUUAGUUUUCUCUGGUAUUGCCAUCGUAACACCUGGCUUCUUCAUUAUUCAGAAUCAAAGGAUGAGCAUCUUUUACGUUAACUAUAAGGAGUCUGGAUCUGACUCAUGGUCAACAAAGACCUACCAAGCUUAUGAUGAGGAGCAUUAUACGAAUGGAUCCACUCAGCUCUCAAUGCUAGAUGUGCAGUUGGAAAGCCUACUUACUCUUGUUCUUGGUGGAGUCGGUUGGUUGAUUCUUUUGUCAAAUAGCAGGAAAACAGCGCCAAUACCACUGAGGUGUUUGACAGGGGGAAUAUUUCUACUAGUUGCAGCUAGUUCUGAGUUCGCAGUUCUGAUACGCUUUAUAGUUUUAAACACUAGUCAUAGUGCUGUAAAAACAAAUUUACAAAAAUUGUUCGAUAGCCUCAGGCUGUCGAAAGUCAAGGUUCCAAUCUCCCUUAUUGUUGCUGGCUUUGGUAUAACCUUAAUUUUUAUUGCUGUGGUAAGAAUUUUUAUUCGCUAUAAGAGAAACCAAUUAACCUCCGAGAUUCAUCAUCGAUGUCAAAGGACCCUGUGAGUAACGACAGAGAAUUCAGGAUCGAUUCUCAACACUUGACGGAUGAAGACGAGAGAUGUAACACAGAAGUCAGAGUUCAAUGAUAAAAAAACAAUUAUAAACUUUUAUUUCAUAAAUUACAUAUGUAACAGUAUUCCUCAUAGCUUUUUUUUCAAAUAGGUUAACCUAGCUAAUUCAUAUUUUCCAGGUUACGUUGGAAAAUUUUGUGUAAGAUUUUGUUAUAUUUUGAAAAAAAAUUAGUAUAAGAUCAGACACAAAACAAAACAAAGUCGCAUAUCAAAGCACUAAAGAAAACGUACGAUUUCUUUAUAUUUUUGGUAUUGAUUAUUUAAA